AUGGUGCCAACAGGAAAAGUGGACUAUGCCUCGGGGGAGAGGGUUACAAAGCCCCUCUGUGUGCUUGAAUACAACAAAAAAAUGGGGUCUGUGGACAAUUUGGAUAAAUGGAACACAUUUGUUGAUUGCUCCAGAAAGACUUUCAAGUGGUACAAGAAGCUGUUUUUUUACAUCCUGGAUGUGGCUGUAUUCAACAGCUUUGUCCUCCACCGCCAAAUUACAAAGCAGGACAUAACGUACCCACAUUUCAGGGAGAAUUUGGCGCAUCAGUUACUGGAGGAUUUCCAAACGACCCGGCGAGCUUCAUCGGGUGGGCGUCCGACACUUGACAAUCCUCUCCGCCUCUCAGCUCGCCACUUCCCUUCCCUUCUAACCCAGACGCCAGGGCAGGGGAGUCGCACAAGGCGUCGUUGCAGGGUGUGCCAUACGACAACACGGCGUCCACAGGCCCGGAAGGUCACCAAAUAUAUGUGUGUCACCUGCGAUGUUGCCCUCUGCGUUGUCCCUUGCUUCGAGGAAUAUCAUUCACUCAAGUAUUAUUGA
This is a messenger RNA of Engraulis encrasicolus (European anchovy), 543 nucleotides long. Its product is annotated as piggyBac transposable element-derived protein 4-like. The coding region runs from base 1 to 543 and encodes 180 amino acids. The record is from RefSeq and is a predicted model, not a curated record. Lineage: Eukaryota; Metazoa; Chordata; Actinopteri; Clupeiformes; Engraulidae. The transcript has a single exon.